Molecule: messenger RNA, 893 nt
Organism: Rosa chinensis
Lineage: Eukaryota; Viridiplantae; Streptophyta; Magnoliopsida; Rosales; Rosaceae
Product: outer envelope pore protein 16-2, chloroplastic
Exons: 6
Coding region: 152-712 (186 amino acids)
Cellular component (GO): chloroplast outer membrane
Molecular function (GO): amino acid transmembrane transporter activity
Source: RefSeq, a predicted model, not a curated record
UUGCUCCAAGGCUCACACUCACUCACCCUCUUCUUCAUCUUUCAUAAACUAGCUAGCUCUCUUCCUUUCUAUCUCAUAUAUCUGUUACGUGAACGUUGUUCAUCUCAUCAGAGAGGAUUAGGAAAGUACUGAAACAAAGUAAGGAUCGAAGAUGUUGGGUAGCGGGGGCAGUGUUAACACUCAUAUCGAGGCUUCAUCAAAGCCCUCGUCGUUCGAGUUCCCUGGAUUCGACAAGGGUGGCAUGUUCGACCUCGGCCACCCUCUCCUCAACCGCAUCGCCGAGAGCUUUGUCAAAGCCGCUGGGAUCGGAGCUAUUCAGGCUGUCUCACGUGAGGCUUAUUUCACUGCCACUGAAGCUUCAGGACUUGAUUCAACUAGUGGAAUUCCGCCGGAAAUUUCAGGCCACAAAAAGAAUCGCUUCCCAAACCUCAGAGGGGAUAACAACAGAAAAUCUCUUGAAGCUAUGGUGAAGCACACAGGAAAGGAAUCUUUACAAUGGGGGCUAGCUGCAGGGGUGUACUCAGGCCUUACUUAUGGACUGAAGGAGGCUCGUGGAGCCCAUGACUGGAAAAACAGUGCAGUUGCAGGAGCAAUUACCGGUGUGGCUCUGGCACUCACAUCCGACAGUUCCUCACAUGAGCAGAUUGUGCAAUGUGCUAUCACUGGAGCUGCCAUUUCCACGGCUGCAAAUCUUCUCUCUGGAAUAUUUUAGGCUGCUAUAUAAUUGCUGAUGAUCGGGUCAUAUAGUCCCAAAGUUAGCUGCUUCCUAUAUAAUUAAGCUAUAGAGAUGUAGACUUUUCCAUCUCUUGUUCAAGAACUCUCAACUUUUUAGGGUUUUUGCUUUUGGAAUAUUGGUUAUGAACUCGUGAUCACAGAAGGUCUUUCCCUUGCUU